This is a messenger RNA of Scatophagus argus, 2334 nucleotides long. RefSeq names its product piggyBac transposable element-derived protein 4-like. The coding region runs from base 368 to 1939 and encodes 523 amino acids. The transcript is spliced from 2 exons. Lineage: Eukaryota; Metazoa; Chordata; Actinopteri; Scatophagidae. The record is from RefSeq and is a predicted model, not a curated record.
GGAGAGAGUGAUGCUGAGUCUGUAGCUGCGAGUGCAGACUCCGUCGAGGAGGACGCGUUUGAGGACGGUGUCGACGUCGUCCUCGACAUUGCUGAACCACCAGCCAGUCCUGUCCCUCUCUCCCUUCAUCCCAGUGACCCUGUGGAAGGGCCCUCUACAUCAUCUCCAACAGCAGUGAAGCGUAAGUGCAAGCGCAAGCACAAGCACACAGCUUUAGCAGGCACCAGGACACCUCAGUGCCGUGCCAGAGCUGUGGCGCAGCGCAAAACCACAGCCUCAUCAAGCCCCCCUGCAGUAGUACACCCCGACUCUGCUGAAGAGGACAGUGAGGUGGAGGAGGAGGAACACUGGCACUCGAUGAAAGAGGAUGAUGUGGAGCCUCCUCCACUACCAUUUCGUCCCAGGAGGACCCCUGGGGUGCAGCUGGAUCCUCAUGUGGAGUACAGUCCAUGUGAUCUUUUCCAGCUUUUUUUUCAGCAAAGAAGUUGUACGUGUUUUGUGCAGGAACACAAACAUCUACGCUGCAAAAAAAAUAGCUGGUGGCCAGAAGAGGAAGUGGAGUGAUGUGACCAUUGAUGAGGUUUACCACUUCUUGAGCCUUGUCAUCUAUCACGGCCUGGUGAAGACAACAGCUGGGCGUGAUAUGUGGAGAAGGGGCCGUUUGUACAGUUUGGCUUUCCCUGCGUCCGUUAUGCCUGGAUACCGCUAUGAAGCAAUACUGGCGUUGUUUCAUAUGAGCGAUCCAGCUGAUGACGUCGCCAAUGACCUGCUUCGAGGCCAGCCUGGCUUUGAUGGUCUCUGCCGCCUCAAUCCACUUCAGGAUCAAAUCCUGACUGCCUGCAGAGCAUACUACCAUCCACGUCAGAACCUCUCGGUGGACGAGCGUAUGGUUGCCACUAAGGCAAGAAUUGGGAUGAAGCAGUUCAUGAAGGAGAAGCCCACCAAGUGGGGGUAUAAGCUGUUUGUGCUGGCGGACAGCUCAAAUGGCUAUACUUGUGACUUCACCAUCUACGAGGGAAAGGCAAGGACGCCGUCUGGCCAGGGCCUGAGUUUUGAUUCUGUGGUGAACCUGCUCAGAGUCCCGUAUCUCGGCACUGGGUAUGGUGUUUUUGUGGACAACUUUUACACCAGCGCCAAGUUGUUUGUUCACCUCCACGGAAUUGGCUUCGGCGCCUGUGGCACAGUCAGGGAGAGCAGGCUUGGCUUCCCACGAACCACCAUCAACGCCUUGCCAAAAGCCGCUGCCCGGGGUGACAUGAGGUGGAUCAGGAGUGGGCCAUUGCUUUUUGUGAAAUGGAAGGACACAAGAGAAGUAGCAAUGUGCUCCACCAUCCACAAAGCCUACACAGGGAAGACCAGCGCACGGCGGGUGAAAAACAAGCGGACUGGCAUCUGGUCAACAGAAAACAUUCCCAUCCCCGAGCCAGUCAGUGCAUACAACAAGUUCAUGGGGGGCGUGGAUUUGUCCGAUGCACUGAUCAAAUAUUUUUCUGUCACCCAGAAGACCAGGAGGUGGUACAUGAAGCUCUUCCUGCACUUUGUGGAUAUCGCUGUCGUGAACAGCUUCCUCCUCUACAAGGAGAUGGCAGUGGCUAAGGGUGAGAGGGCCCUCACUCAAAAGGCCUACAGAGAGGUGCUGUGCUGUCAGCUUGCUGAUGUGGGGCAACAACAGCCAUGUCCACCAGCAGAGACUUCCGUUGAAGCCACUGGUGGGCCAUCUACCUCUGGCCAGGAAAAGCAGAGGCCAAAAGGGUGCUUUCCUGUCCCCAUUGGAGCCCCCUCUUCAGAUCCCAGACUGAAGGCAACCGAGGGCAGGAGGAAGUGUGUCCACUGCAAGAAGAAGACUAUCUUCAUGUGCAGGUCCUGUGAAGUGCCACUCUGCAUUAUUGUGGACAGACUUUGCUUCACAGAGUGGCAUGAUCUACAGUGCACACAAUGAAGCACUCUUUUUGUAAAUAGUUGUAAAUAGUUUCCAGUGUGUUAUUUCAGUGUUCCAGUGUUCCAGUUUUUAUUUUUUAUUUAUUUAUUUUUAUUUUACACAAUUUUUGCCUCCUAAAAUCCAACCCCUCGUCCACGUCGUAGGAGGUGGUAACAGCAUAUUGCAGGUAUGUAAGUAACUGUGCUGGCAAACGGGGCUCUGGUAUGGACUGUUUUCACUUAUAUACUCACAAUCACUCCAAAACAUAUUAUUUAGUAGGUACUAUAUAGGUAUUUAUAGGUAUUUAUAGUAUUUAUAGGUACUGAAGUUCUUGUGAAUUUUAGUCUGGAAUGCAGUAAAAUGUAUUUGUACUAUUUCAAAAUGAAGGAAAAAAAAUAUUACAAUCACCCCCUUUU